Molecule: messenger RNA, 492 nt
Organism: Malaclemys terrapin pileata
Lineage: Eukaryota; Metazoa; Chordata; Testudines; Emydidae
Product: olfactory receptor 287-like
Exons: 1
Coding region: 1-492 (163 amino acids)
Biological process (GO): G protein-coupled receptor signaling pathway
Cellular component (GO): membrane
Molecular function (GO): olfactory receptor activity
Source: RefSeq, a predicted model, not a curated record
AUGGCCUAUGACCGCUAUCUGGCCAUAUGCCACCCAUUGCGCUACAGUUCCCUCAUGAACAGCACCUUCUGUGCUCAGCUGGCCCUCCUCUCUUGGCUGUGUGGGUUCCUGGCUGUCUCUGUGCUGGCAGCUCUUAUAUCCAGGUUGUCUUUCUGUGGCCGUAAUGUCAUCAAUCAUUUUAUUUGUGACAUAGAUUCAUGGAUAGUGCUUUCCUGUGUUCACAAGCGCCUCAUUGAACUGGCAACUUUCAUCGACUCAUUCAUUGUUGUCAUGGUCUCAUGCACGAUAACCCUGGUCUCCUACAUUUUCAUUAUCUCCACCAUCUUGAGAAUCCCUUCAGUCCAAGGCCGGCAAAAGGCCUUUUCUACUUGCUCGACCCACCUCACUGUCAUGACUAUCUGGUACGGCUCUGGCAUUUUUCUGUAUGUCAAGCCUUCUGCACAGAACUCGUUGGAUUUGAAUAAAACUAUCAACAUCUUAACACUGUGGUAA